Messenger RNA from Salvelinus namaycush (lake trout), 1182 nucleotides. RefSeq names its product dystrobrevin beta-like. The transcript is spliced from 7 exons. Gene Ontology annotation, biological process: synaptic signaling. The record is from RefSeq and is a predicted model, not a curated record. The annotation marks the transcript as partial. Lineage: Eukaryota; Metazoa; Chordata; Actinopteri; Salmoniformes; Salmonidae. Gene Ontology annotation, cellular component: synapse; plasma membrane.
UGUCCUCCAACCGAUCUGAGUUUCAACUCCGAUGCCAACAAACAACAGAGGCAGCUAAUAGCAGAACUAGAGAACAAAAACAGAGAGAUCCUCCAGGAGAUCCAGAGGCUACGUCUGGAGCAUGAGCAGGCCUCCCAGCCCACCCCAGAGAAGGCCCAGCAAAACCCCACACUUCUGGCCGAACUCAGGCUCCUUAGGCACAGGAAGGAUGAGCUGGAGAGGCGCAUGUCAGCCCUACAGGAGAGCAGACGGGAACUGAUGGUCCAGCUAGAGGGACUGAUGAGGUUACUCAAGGCCCAGACAGGAGGCUCCACCCACUCCUCCCCCAGCCACGGGGCAGGCUGCUCCAUGCCCAUGCCAAUCCGCUCCACCUCAGCUGGGUCCACCCCCACCCACACACCCCAGGACUGCCUGGCCGGGGUGGGGGGCGACGUGCUGGAGGCCUUCACUCAGGGUGUACCUAGAAAUCUUCGUAAUGAUCUGUUGGUCGCUGCAGAUUCAAUCACAAACACCAUGUCAUCACUCGUCAAAGAACUCCACUCAGUAGAUGAUGCUGCAGAGGAUGAGGACAAUCAGAUGAGGAACGGAGGCCUAAGGAGCAGGGCAGAGGAUGAGGACAAUCAGAUGAGGAACGGAGGCCUAAGGAGCAGGGCAGAGGAUGAGGACAAUCAGAUGAGGAACGGAGGCCUAAGGAGCAGGGCAGAGGAUGAGGACAACCAGGUGAGGAACAGAGGCCUAAGGAGCAGGGCAGAGGAUGAGGACAACCAGGUGAGGAACGGAGGCCUAAGGAGCAGGGCAGAGGAUGAGGACAAUCAGAUGAGGAACGGAGGCCUAAGGAGCAGGGCAGAGGAUGAGGACAAUCAGAUGAGGAACGGAGGCCUAAGGAGCAGGGCAGAGGAUGAGGACAAUCAGAUGAGGAACGGAGGCCUAAGGAGCAGGGCAGAGGAUGAGGACAACCAGGCACAGUGAGAGAUCUAAAACAUCAUUGAGGGAACAACAACCUCCCCAAACACCAGUCCAUUGAUCUAGCCAGGAUGUCAGACUGGAGAAGAAGAAUCAGAAUGAGAAUCUGCCACACCGACCAAACCCUUCUAUCAGGAAUUAGCACGUAGAGUAAUGCAUGCUGUUAUCAAACAGGAUUUCACUGUGUGAACUCUUAUUAAACAUGUUUGUUACACCGUG